AUGUUAAGUAAAAAGUAUUCAUCUACUACGAUCAGUAGAAUCAUAUCAUUUAAUCAGAGUAGAUGUUUUUUUACACCAGAAAAUACACUAAAUAGUAAAAUAGUAAUUGAUGGAUAUGCAUCAUCGAUUCAUACAGAUUCAACUAGUAAUCAUCAGUUCAAUAUAAAAUCAUAUCAACAAAGAAAUGAAGCACAACAACAACAACAACAACAACAACAAAAGUAUAAUUAUUCAAGUGUUAGUGCAAAAAAGUUAAUAGAAGAGAUAAAGAAAAACAACGAAACAAAGAGUAAUAAUAAUAAUAAUAAUAUUGAUAAUAAUAAUAAUAAUAAUAAUAGAGGUGAAAAUUUUAAAAGACCAAGUAAUAGACAUAAAUCAGCUUAUGACUUUAUAACAGAUGCUAAUCAAAAACAAUAUUCACCCGAGAGAUUAGUUGAUAAAAUUCAUAGAUUUUUAGUAUCGAAAUUGGGUAGAAAAGAAUGUUUGGACGAUGUAGAUAGUCUGUUGGAAUGGUAUUGUAAGCUGUCACCCGAUAUUAUUGAUCGUGUCCGAUUGAAUCUGUUCAUUCAGUACUACUCUGGUUUGGAGGAGUCGGUCGAUACUCAUCACAAGGUGAUGCGUGUAUUCGAUCUGUUUAGACGAUUCAAUAUAGAGAUGUCGGUGAAGACCUAUCAGUAUAUGUUUGUUUACUACUGUCGACGUGAUCGACCAGACGAGCGAAAGCUACUCUGCAAGCUGAUCAACGACAUGCAGUUCAACCAUGCCGAGUCGAUCGAACGUAUGAUUCUCUACGAUGGGCGUAACGAUGAUUUGCUCUCCUCGUACAUCUGGGCGUAUACAACGAUUGGACAACUCGAUUCUGCAACACGACUGUUCGAUCUGGUCGACCAGUCUCGCAAGAUUCGCAACCUGGCACCACUUGCACUCCAAUCGUUGUUUCUUCACUCUCUCACCCACGACUUUCAACGUGCAAUCUCCAUCAUGAGAACUUACUGUCACAAUAGAGACACUGCAUUCUGGUUUCUACAAAAGAUAACACCAAUAGUUUUCAACAACAUAGAUCAACAACAACAACAAGUUGAACAACAGCAACAACAACAACAAGAAUCAUUCAAUAGAAUAGUUGAUAUGGUAUUACAAUGGAAUGAUGAAGGUGUUGCAAAUCAUUUUAAUUUCAUUGAAUUUAUCAAAACCUAUUCACAGUAUGACGAUUCGAUAUCGCUGCGGUGUUAUACACAGUGGACUUCUAAUUUACAGCAAUUCCCUGUCGGUCAACUAUUGAUGUAUAUCUACAGGAGCAGCGAGAAGAGCAAGGAUCGGAUCAGUCCAGAAUUGUUAAAGCAUACUUCUCAGUUGCUAAAGAUGAUAGUCGAUCAAAAGGUACAAUUGCCAAUCGAAUCUUCACAGGCGUUGCUAGAGAUACUGGUUUCGUCGAUCGAUGUCAAUACAGCAGCACUCCAGCAGCACUCUGACCAAUUCGAUGUACAAAGAGAUCUAGAGUUGUUCUUGCAGCAUCUGGCAUUCGGUGUCGCCAAUAACCAUUGCUACGACAUUGCCAGUCUGGUUGUGUACAACUCGUUCGCAGCGGACAAGCGGAUGCUCACGACACUCGUCGAUUUCCUGCGUACUCAGUCACCACUCCACACCGACAAAAUCUCAGAUCAAGUGAUUCAGGUGUUCUUACAUUUCGGACAGUAUCAACACGCUCUCGACUGGAUGGUACGUCGUACUUCGCAGCUGCAUUUGCCACGUCACCUGCUUUCCACCGCCAACUUUGAGAUCUACCAUCAUCUACGCAUAGAGAGCGUAAAAGAACGGAUUGCCAAGGCUGAACAAGACAUAAAAAACCUUGGCACUACUACUACUAUCGAAAGUAACAAUAACAAUUUUAAUCAACAUCAACAGUACCAUUUGAGUUUGUGUGAAGAUUUGAAAAUGGAGGAACGACUUCUUCAAUUUUGGCGCGCAUUCAACACCAGUUCCAAGAAGACUAUGGAUAGAAUGAUACAGAACUUUGUCUCGCAGAGAAAAUCAUCGAGAGGACAACAUAUACAUAACAAACUGCACGGCACUCCUAUGCCAAUGCCCAACAAUCGAUCGGAUCACUUUCCUUUCAAACAACUGAUAAACAUCGCAGUCACAAGAGACGAUGCAUUACGACUCCAAUCGAUACUAUCGGAGCUUCACAGAGAGUGCGAACAAACAAACAUCAACAAUAACAUUGGUGCGCUACUCUUGAAUUCACAUAUUGUUUUGUCUCAGAUUCUCGAUCCUCUGGAGUACAUUCGUUAUCGUUCUUCUCUCAGCAAAGACACCAGAAUCCUUACAUUCCAUCCACUUCCCUAUAAGAACUCGUUGAUUAUCAACUUGGAUAGUACAUUCGAUAUCAUGAGAGAAGAGCAAUUUCUAUUGCUGACGAGUUCACACACCAUUUGGAAUGCAAUUGUAGUGUCACUCCUGGAAAAUGGGUAUCUGGAAGACGGACUGGCUGUCGCCGAGACCAUGUUGGAUCGAUUCGUUCAGCUGAAUAUGCGUACCGUCGAUACCAUUGCCUGUAAGAUGUUGGAACUCAACAGAGUGAACGAUCCUCUACUUGCAAGACUGCCGUUCGCCGAGCGAAACGACGGACUCAGAAACUGCAAGCUGAAGAGUCUGAUCGACGCCAACCAACUCGAUGAAGCCGAGAGACUUCUCAGCACGCUAAACUUCAACCAAACGCAGACUGUCAGACUCGCCGCUUCGCUGCUAUUCUCUCGCUACCCAAUAGAAGAAGCCGCCCAGAAGCUGUUUGGCUACUCUUCGCAACUGUCGUAUCGUGGCCACUUCUACGUUGAAUUUUUCGAGGCACUGAUGACCAUGGAGGUCGGUCGCAAUGACAUUGCCAAACACUAUAUCGAGAAUGUCGACCCAUCGUUCUUUAGCAACCCUAGAAACCUGAAUAUGCGUCUAAUAGAUCUCAUGAUCAGAGCGGAACCCAAAAAGGAAGAGAAACUCGCCAUCUUCAAGCGACUUCAAGAGCAACUGAAAUCGGUGACUCAAAGUUUUUGGAAUCGUAUAGCAAAGAUCAAUUACACAGUCAAAGACACUGAGACAGGUCACCUACUAGGUCAAAUGUACAUCAACAAAGAAGAUCCAUCACAAAAUGACAACCUUACACCAACCCAACACCACCACACCACAACCAAACUUUCACAAACCAACUUGAAUUUCAUAAGAAAUUACUUUCAAAAAAAAUCAACUCAACAAUAA
Heterostelium album PN500 is the source of this 3249-nucleotide messenger RNA. RefSeq lists its product as uncharacterized. The coding region runs from base 1 to 3249 and encodes 1082 amino acids. The record is from RefSeq and is a predicted model, not a curated record. Lineage: Eukaryota; Evosea; Eumycetozoa; Acytosteliales; Acytosteliaceae. The transcript has 2 exons.